Molecule: messenger RNA, 2829 nt
Organism: Fukomys damarensis (Damara mole-rat)
Lineage: Eukaryota; Metazoa; Chordata; Mammalia; Rodentia; Bathyergidae
Gene: Pou4f2
Product: POU class 4 homeobox 2
Biological process (GO): regulation of transcription by RNA polymerase II
Molecular function (GO): DNA-binding transcription factor activity, RNA polymerase II-specific; RNA polymerase II cis-regulatory region sequence-specific DNA binding
Source: RefSeq, a predicted model, not a curated record
AGAGCGCGUCACCCGGACUAAGAGUGCGGAGCCCCGAGGCUGCGCUGGGUGAGCACAACUCUGCGCUGCCCUUCCCCGCGCCAGCGACGGCCGAGCGCUUCUCGAGCGGGCGGGAAGAUGAUGAUGAUGUCGCUGAACAGCAAGCAGGCGUUCAGCAUGCCGCACGGCGGCAGCCUGCACGUGGAGCCCAAGUACUCAGCACUGAGCAGCAGCUCCAGCAGCAGCGGCAGCGGCGGCGGAGGCGGCGGGGGCUCCGAGGCGAUGCGGAGAGCUUGUCUUCCAACCCCACCGAGCAAUAUAUUCGGCGGGCUGGAUGAGAGUCUGCUGGCCCGCGCCGAGGCUCUGGCCGCCGUGGACAUCGUCUCCCAGAGCAAGAGCCAUCACCACCACCCGCCCCACCACAGCCCCUUCAAGCCGGACGCCACUUACCACACCAUGAACACCAUCCCGUGCACGUCGGCCGCCUCCUCCUCGUCUGUGCCCAUCUCGCAUCCGUCCGCGCUGGCCGGCACGCACCACCACCACCAUCACCACCACCACCACCACCACCAGCCGCACCAGGCGCUGGAGGGCGAGCUGCUGGAGCACCUGAGUCCGGGGCUGGCCCUGGGCGCCAUGGCGGGCCCAGACGGCGCAGUGGUAUCCACGCCCGCCCACGCGCCGCACAUGGCCACCAUGAACCCCAUGCACCAAGCGGCGCUCAGCAUGGCCCACGCGCACGGGCUGCCCUCACACAUGGGAUGCAUGAGCGACGUAGACGCCGACCCGCGGGACCUGGAAGCUUUCGCCGAGCGCUUCAAGCAGCGACGCAUCAAGCUGGGGGUGACCCAGGCAGACGUGGGUUCCGCGCUGGCCAACCUCAAGAUUCCCGGCGUGGGCUCUCUGAGCCAGAGCACCAUCUGUAGGUUCGAGUCCCUCACGCUGUCACACAACAAUAUGAUCGCCCUCAAGCCCAUCCUGCAGGCGUGGCUGGAGGAGGCCGAGAAGUCCCACCGCGAGAAGCUCACCAAGCCUGAGCUCUUCAACGGAGCGGAGAAGAAGCGCAAGCGCACGUCCAUCGCCGCCCCAGAAAAGCGCUCGCUGGAAGCCUACUUCGCCAUCCAGCCGCGGCCCUCCUCGGAGAAGAUCGCCGCCAUCGCGGAGAAGCUGGAUCUUAAGAAAAACGUGGUGCGCGUCUGGUUCUGCAACCAGAGGCAGAAACAGAAAAGAAUGAAAUAUUCCGCAGGCAUUUAGGAGGCCCUGGGCCUCUCCAGGGACAGCCCUCUCCUCGUCCCCUUUCCCUCCACAUCCCCACCUCUUCUGCCUCUUUCCCCCCACUUUUGGCGACCAGAAACAAUUCCGGUAAAUGUGAACCGGAGACCGCGAGGAUUGAAGAGCGACUGAGCCCAAAGCAGUGAAAACAAGAAAGGGUUUCUCAGAGUAAAGAAAAACGAGAUAGGAUCUGUCAAGUUGUAGCAAAGUUAUCCCUUUUAACCCCAUCUCGGCUUCUUCGGAGGAAGUGUGGAGUUGGCGGUUGGCAGGAAAGCAGGGGACCCAGCCUUUUAAAAGUCCGCAAGAUUGAGCAAGUAAGAUUUGUUUUUAUUCUUACAGACAUCACCCUUGUUCAAGUUUAAAAGUACACUUUGCAGCUAUUUUUCAGAAAUAGAAAUUGAUUCAAGACUGAAUCUUUACACUAGAGUUGAUGCUUAAUGGGAUAGAGACAUCUCUAAAGUAUUUUCAAUUUAAAAAGAUGGCAGAUUUUCUGCAUUUACACUGUAUAUUAUAUAUAUAUUUUUAUUGUGGCUCUUACCCCCUUCUUCCUUCUCUGAAGUGUUAAUGCUAAAGAGAGGCGUUGCGCCUGCUGUGUUCACUGAUCUCGAGAGCUAUCAUUAGAUUAUUGCCGAACAACCCUCUGUAAAUUAUUAAUUUAUCUCUCUAGCAACUUAAUUUUGUGCACAUUCUAAUUAAUUGAACUUCUUUAGUCUAAAGAAAUAAAAACCGGGGGAAAACGUAUAGCUAGUGAUGUUCCAAAUGUUUCCUUUGAUGAGUUAGUUCACUGAAUACUCACAACUUUCUUCUUACACUGUAUUCCUUUUGGCCCAUUUGUAUAUUCUCACUUUGAAUGAAGAUUGGCUUUUUUGUUUGUUUCAUUUUUUACUGGUAGUGUUCUGAUUUGUGAGUUGACUCUCAGUAAUGGAUGUCUUAAUCGUGUAGACCUGAUUCACUGUCCAAAGUAUUGUUUACUUCGUUACAUAUUUAAUGGGGAUUCCCAUAUUGUCCUCACUACACACGAGCUCUCACACUCACCCUUACAUGCCCACAUACGCGUGCGGACACACACACACACACACACACACACACACACACACACAUGCACAUCUCCAAGAGAAGAAGCAAAUGGAGACAAGACUAAUGCAACAUGUUCUAGCUUUUGGUGCAUUUUCCACUUGCUACUUGUCCUCCCAGAUGCUGAGAUUUCACCAAGGUAUUUCAAUCUUCCAGUUUUCAAUUGCUGUAUUGGCUACAUUUUAACAUUUAUAGAAAUCUUUCAGUUUUUCCUUUUGGAGGUUUGUUUGUAGAAAAAUGAAAUUGAACUAUAAGAAAGUGCACUGCUUGUAAAUUCACAUUGUUUGGUAGAAUUUUUGGAGCAAAAAAAUAGGUACAUGAUGACUUGUACCUUAUGUAUUGUAAAUAUUUCAUUCAAAAUGAUGCACAUAUAGAUAUAUUCUUACAAAUUUUGCUGUAUUGCUGUACCAUUUGAGGCUUUCUAAAGUCUUCAGUUCUGUAUAUGACCUUGUUUUUGUUAAUAGAUGGUUAAUUUACUAUGGUAAUGUAUUAAGUUAUUUUUGG